UUCCUCCCUCCGGUCCUCUCUUAGAAGCCCUAAACCCGGUCCAGUCAUGAUGGCCACGGAGAACCCGGUCGCAUUCCAACUCCCGGUUCUCGAGCACUCUCUCUCUCCGUCCGAUAUCCACGAGCUCUUCUCCCUCCUUCAAUCUGAGCCGUCCAUUCCCUCCACUUCCAGCUCCGACACAUUCAACCGCGCCGGUCCGGUUUACUCCCUCGAGGAGCGCAAGAACCGCCGGAAGAUGUCGAACCGGGAAUCCGCCCGCCGGUCGCGGUGGCGCAAGAAGACCCACUUAGACAAUCUCACGAACGAGGCGAACCGGCUUAGACUCGAGAACCGGGAACUCAAAAACCGGCUUUGCUCGCUCACCCGUGACUGCCACGUCGUCCAGCGCCACUCGAACCGGCUCCUGACCGAGUCGAUUUUCCUCCAACGCAGGCUCGCCGGUUUACGACAAAUCUUACCGCCAAAUUUGCAACUAUGAUAUUAUAAUUAUUACCUAAAAAAGAAAUUAACGUUAAUUAUUAUCCCUCUAAUUAAUACACAUUUAUAUAUAUAUAUAUAUAUUCAUUUGGAGCAGAGGAUAAUAUCCCAUCGGCAGAUCGAACUAUUAUUAUUACUAUGAUUAUUAUUAUUAAGCAAUUAAUGUUUGGUGGUUUCGAGUAUUUUGAAAUGCCACGUGUCGUUGCAUGGAUGGAUUGGUCGUGUACAAAUUGAGGGUUGGUUUCGUCCUAUUAGGGUUUUGGAUUUUGUGUCUCUUUUUUUGAAAAUUUAAUGUUAAUAUUUGGUUUGUAUUUUGUUAGUUGAUUAUUAUUAUUAUUAUUGGUUGAUUAAGGAAG
Messenger RNA from Andrographis paniculata, 833 nucleotides. Its product is annotated as basic leucine zipper 4-like. Gene Ontology annotation, cellular component: nucleus. Gene Ontology annotation, molecular function: transcription cis-regulatory region binding; DNA-binding transcription factor activity. The record is from RefSeq and is a predicted model, not a curated record. The coding region runs from base 47 to 478 and encodes 143 amino acids. NCBI's taxonomy places the organism in Eukaryota, Viridiplantae, Streptophyta, Magnoliopsida, Lamiales, Acanthaceae. The transcript has a single exon. Gene Ontology annotation, biological process: positive regulation of DNA-templated transcription.